Messenger RNA from Colletotrichum godetiae, 1899 nucleotides. RefSeq lists its product as uncharacterized. Gene Ontology annotation, cellular component: nucleus. Gene Ontology annotation, molecular function: DNA-binding transcription factor activity, RNA polymerase II-specific; RNA polymerase II transcription regulatory region sequence-specific DNA binding. The coding region runs from base 7 to 1665 and encodes 552 amino acids. The transcript has 2 exons. The record is from RefSeq and is a predicted model, not a curated record. Gene Ontology annotation, biological process: urogenital system development; embryo development; regulation of transcription by RNA polymerase II. NCBI's taxonomy places the organism in Eukaryota, Fungi, Ascomycota, Sordariomycetes, Glomerellales, Glomerellaceae.
AACAACAUGGCUAUGCCCCAGAGUCACCACUCUCCUACACCUCCCCACCUCCUCAACCCGGACCCCCACCAGACUCCCUCCGCACACCAGUCUCCUGCCUUCAACCAGCAUCAGUUCUCGUCGCCGCCUUCGGGCGCGGGUCACUCUAGACAUGCGUCUCUCGGCCCCGAAGCCGCUCUCUUGCCGAACCAACUGAAUGAAUGGAGCCAACCUCAGUUUCGAGGCCACCGGCGAUCUCCUUCCGAGUAUUCUGACGUCUCUUCCGCCGCACCCUCUCCGAACCUAGUGAGCGCCGACAGCUUUGACGGAAUCGACCAAAGUCAUUCGCCGAUGCAGCGGCCCCAAGAUGCCGGUCUCUACCAGCAGAUCCAGGGCUUCGACAACUUCACCAUUUCGGAUCCCGCGCUCGGCAGCCCGAAUCUUCAUGGACGGAGCCCGUCGCACAGCCCGGCCAUCUCACCGCGCAUCCUCCCACAGUCGAUGCCCGAGCUGAACCAGCCGCCCAAUUUUGGUCUCCAAGCACAAAAUGCCGGGUUCGUAAGUGGUGCAGGCUACACCGGGCAAGAAGCGUUCCCGACUCUGCAACAGCCGGAGAUGCCCCAAGUGGCGCCGGCCAUCAACAUCGAGUUCGCGCCCACAGCAAGACAAAACAACUUUGAACAGCCCAAGAACCAAAUGGAUCAAGAUUCUCUUACUCCGCCAGAGCGAGGCCGCCCGCGAUCCAGACCCCGCGCAGUGACAGAUCCCUUCAACAGCUCCGGCGGAGGCAUGGUGCGCCAAACUUCUGCUGGCAGCUUAUCACCUCAUCUAGGAUCUGAUCUUUCCGGCCGAGACUCAUCAAGAUCGCUCUCCCCGCUCGAUCGGGGAGCUGUGAGCCCCAGUCGCAGACGCCAAUCUACCUCGGCCGUACCAAACAACGUUAUCGCGCUGAGAUUGGCGGACCCUGAAUAUCAAAAUGCGCAGGACAACGGAAACUCGAAACGUGUGCAGAAGCACCCGGCAACAUUCCAGUGCACUCUGUGCCCUAAGCGCUUCACUAGAGCCUAUAAUCUUCGGUCUCACUUGCGAACCCAUACAGACGAGCGUCCCUUCGUCUGCACAGUUUGCGGCAAGGCGUUCGCGAGACAGCACGACCGCAAGAGACACGAGGGUCUGCAUUCUGGAGAAAAGAAGUUUGUAUGCAAGGGAGACCUCAAGGCUGGUGGCCAGUGGGGCUGUGGUAGAAGAUUUGCGCGUGCCGAUGCGCUUGGCCGACAUUUCCGAUCAGAAGCGGGUAGAAUCUGCAUCAAGCCGUUGUUGGACGAAGAAAUGCUCGACCGGCAGCGCGCGUGGCAGGAGCAGCGGAUGCAGCAACAGAACAUGCAAAAUAUGGCGGCGCAGGGUAUGGGCAUGGAGCCUGGUUAUCCCAUGGACGCCGGUGGGCAGUACAUGCUGCCGGCUGCUCUGUUGGCUCAGUACCCGGCGCUGGCCCAGAUGAACUGGUCAGCGCAAGAUGCGAGCAGCGGCCUCGAAGACGACAUAUCGGGCCGUUCGUCGUUCGAUGCCAGCGACUACGAAGGCGACGACGGUGGGUAUGUCAGCGGUCCUGGUACAGGCUUUGGAGAGGGCGGCAUGGGUCAAAACUUUGGAGAAGUCGGAUAUGCCAGUGAUUAUGGUGGUCGGUAACAGGGUGAUUUGAUUUCAUCUGCCAUUUUCUUUGUUUUUAUGUCUUCUUUGCGGCCAAUCGCCUGCGACACGGUUUAUUCUACACUUAUUUUCAGGGGAUGUGGCGCUUCAUGAACAAGCGGAUGUACGGGAACAGCGUUAGCAACGCCCGCAGAGGACGUUGCGCGGAUGGUCUGGUUACAGGAUUAGAACGCGUUGUUAUAGAUACCAUUAUGACGAAACUUUUACCAUUUA